AUGGCAUUGACAGCCAAAAGCUUUGCUUACGACGUGCUCACCAAUCCACGCCAUACAAAAUGGAUUGCACCCUUACUGGUUCUAGGCGAUGCGCUCCUCUGCGCCCUCGUCAUAUGGAAGACCGCAUACACUGAAAUCGACUGGACAACAUAUAUGCAGCAGGUCUCGCUCUUUAUAUCCGGUGAACGCGACUAUCCCUUGAUCAAAGGUUCGACCGGUCCACUCGUUUACCCUGCCGCUCACGUAUACAUCUACACCCUGCUCUACCACGUCACGGAUCAGGGCCGCGACAUCCUCCUUGGACAAGCCAUCUUUGCCGUGCUGUACCUGGCCACUUUGGUUGUGGUAGUGUCCUGUUACAGACAGACAGGCGCACCGCCUUAUCUUUUCCCACUCCUCGCUCUAUCAAAGCGGCUUCAUAGCAUAUUUGUCCUGCGCCUGUUCAAUGAUGGCUUCGCAGCUUUCGCAAUGUGGGUUGCUAUCUACCUAUGCUUGAAGCGCAAGUGGGUGGCGGGGAUAACAGUGUGGUCUAUUGGCGUCGCUAUUAAAAUGACACUUGUGUUGCUCGUUCCAGCCAUUGCAGUCAUUACUCUUCUCAGUCUGGGGUUGGCACGAAGUAUUUUACUCGGGGCCAUGGCUUUCCUUGUGCAAAUCUUUCUUGCAGUGCCAUUUAUCCAGGUCAAUGCUACAGGUUACUUCUCUCGCGCUUUCGAGUUAUCCCGCCAGUUCAUGUUCAAAUGGACCGUCAACUGGCGCUUUGUGGGUGAAGAAACAUUUCUUUCCAAGGAGUUCUCAUUGGGUUUGCUAGUGCUGCACAUUUCCUUGCUAGCUAUCUUCUUCGCGAGCUGGAUGAAGUCUUCGGGGACGAAUGUAGUUCGCUUCCUUCAAGAUAUCAUCCAGCGUCGCCAGCAGACAGUGCCGCUCUCGAAACCGUUCACCAUGAGUGUGAUGUUGAGCUCACUGGCUAUAGGUUUGCUCUGUGCUAGGUCCUUGCACUACCAAUUCUUCGCCUAUCUUGCCUGGGCCACUCCCUUCCUUCUUUGGCGUGCAGAGAUUCAUCCAGUCCUCAUUUACGCAAUGUGGGCACUGCAAGAGUGGGCCUGGAACGUCUAUCCCAGCACGGAUGCGAGCUCAACCGUUGUGGUGUUGUCGCUCGCGGUCCAGGUCUUUGGCGUGCUGUUGAAUGAAUCAAGCGGAGUAAAGAAGAUCAAUGGGACCAGCCACGGCAAGGCACCUGUCCAAUAA
This is a messenger RNA of Penicillium salamii, 1245 nucleotides long. The record is from the annotation of a GenBank genome assembly. NCBI's taxonomy places the organism in Eukaryota, Fungi, Ascomycota, Eurotiomycetes, Eurotiales, Aspergillaceae.